Messenger RNA from Hyposmocoma kahamanoa, 4912 nucleotides. RefSeq lists its product as uncharacterized. Lineage: Eukaryota; Metazoa; Arthropoda; Insecta; Lepidoptera; Cosmopterigidae. The record is from RefSeq and is a predicted model, not a curated record. The transcript has 2 exons. The coding region runs from base 156 to 665 and encodes 169 amino acids.
UAGAGUGACAAGCUCAAGUGACAGUAUUAUUAACAGUAAUUCAUCAGAAAAUUGGCGCGUUGGAUUCUGUCAACAUAGCUAAUAAAGUGUCCAUACCGAGUGGCGUUAUAAUGCACGUGUAAUUGCAAUACAAUAGUGAUUUUUCGUUUGCAGACAUGGCUUUGAGCGUUGCUCUACCUUUAGCGGGGCUGGAGACAGAGAGUUUUAACUCAUUCAGCUCCUUCGGGCAUAUCAUAGAUAUAGCGGGGCUUUCGCAGUCGCAGACGAGCCCGAGUCCGUCUGUCUCCAGUGAGUCUAGCGGUAUCGGGUCUCUGGGAUCGCUUAAGUCGGAGUCGGUGAACAAUGACUCCCUCCCGUCAAGUCCUCAAACAACAGAGAAGAAAGUCUUUGAGGAUGUUGUGCAGCCUCAACCACGUCCAAAGGAAAAGACAUUCGACGAUAUAAAGAUUACUUACGGAGGACGCGACAUCCUCAACUUAAUGGCUAAUCUCACUGAUCCUCGAUGGAACUACCGCGCUACGGUGCUGCCCCCGAACAACCCGGCGCUGUUCUUUGCUAAUCGCUCCCAAUAUCACCGGCUGGGGCCGUAUGGAACUCGCACACAGUACGUAAAGGACACUUGCCGCCUCUGCGGCUUCGCAUGGGUUGUUGCUGCCACUGAGUGACGAGACAAUGUGUCAGCAUAAACUCAGAACAAACAAAUAUUGAAAGGGUAUGACUGGGACACAUCAGGGUGCAUAUUGAGUGCUCUUACUUCAACUGUCACCUGGUGGUAGGAUCACACAACUGUCAUUAUUUGAAAACAUGCCAGUGAUUUUAGGUCACACUUUUGUUAUAAAGACCUGUCAUUUUCUGUGAAAAUCUCAGGGACUAGGUAUAGUUGAACAAUUUUUACUUGCUUUAGCGUUUAUUAUUCUCAUAUCAAUUUAUGUUUUUGAAUUCUCAUUCAGGAAGUAUUUUAUCUUUAACAAAUCAAGAAUGGUGUUUAUGUGGCCAUUUGAAUUUAAUGAAUUUAUUAUGAGCAAAUUAAUGAACUUCCUUCUUAGAUCUCAAACCACUGGCUGUGUGACAUAUUCCGAUAUGUAGUGUUUUUUAAUGCUCCUUGGUGUGGCCCUAUCUUACGGAUGACUGUGGAAUAUGCAUGAAGCUAUCGUCUCGCGCAUUCGUAGAGUUACAUUUUAAUCGUGACUUAAUACUGUGAUCUUAAUUUAAACAAAGCAAUUGUUGACAAAUUCUGUGAAUGUAAUAUGUGACGAUGCAUUGCUUUGAUUUUAUGUUAUUAACUUAUUUUGUGUGAUAACGUUAGGGUUAAUUAUUACGUACUUGCAAUGCCAUACAAAGCAGAAUAUUCCAAAUCAGCAUUUGAAGCUCCUAUAUUAAAUUGAUAGGAACCAAAAAUCCCAUUACAAUGCCAUUUCAUGAUUAGGCAACCAAUAGAAACCAUAAAUACAUAGUAAUUUAUUGCACUGUUCUUAGUUCCUCUUAGAAAUGUUAACUUGUUAUCCAAAGAAUCUUAUUCGUUUAAUGUGCAUAUAAUGAACAUAAUUUGUUAAUCAAGCAAUUUAUACUAAUUAGGAUAAAAUACUAUUGGUUGAACCAUUUCAGCCGUCAGAAUUUUUAAAAGGAAACCAUUUUUAUAAAAUAUGGACAUAUAUCUUAAUAUGUUAAUACUACCCACCAUUACUUUGUAAUACUUAAUAUUUAAAUAUUGUUUUGUAAUAUUCUUUAGUCUGUAGCAAUAAUUUAGACAACUAUAUUCCACAGUCAUUUACCAAAAGGAUCGUCAUUGUUUAAACCAAAAGGCUGCUUCUCGGAUGUUAUUUAAAUUUACGGUUUUGACGAGAUAGGCACGAAUUUAAAGCCAAGCUGUGUAGGUUAAUUUUAAGGUCUAAUUAUGAUAAUUGUUGGAUGUACCGUCCGAGCAUUACAUAAUAAUAGUGAUGACAUAAAAUAUGAACUAGAGGAUACAAUCUUGACAUGUUGCCCAAAAAUGUAACUCCUAUCCGAUUAUAAACCAUGAACAACUCAUUAAAUAAAUAUACAAACCCAUACAAAACAUAGUCAUAAUGGGUUAUCAGUGCAUAUCAUCACAAAUUAAUGCAGUGAUUAGAUAUUCUAAGGUAUUAGUAGUUGUUACAGACCGUUUUAAAACGUUUGAGUCAUUGAUAUGCCCAGAUACUGGGUUCUAGUGAAAUUAUAGUAAGUGUCGUUAACAGACUGGCAAUAUCUGUGUGUGCAUACAUAAAGUGUAAUUCGUGGUCUCUUAAUUUAGUCAAAAUAUUUAAUAGUGUGAGUCUCUUCAACUACAUGUAAGUAACAUAUAAACACUAACUUUAGAAAAUUGAUACUGUCCUUUAGUGCAACUUUAGUUCUGCUAUGUUGUGAUCAGCUUUAAAUUCUAACUGGAGUAUUUGUAUACAAUAAUGUUAAACAUAUUUCCCACAAACUUAUUUUUUAUAAAAAAAUGUUGAUAUGAGACAAUACAGAAGGUAGUUUUCCAAAUUUUAUUCAUAUCGGAAACUUCAAAAUGUUUGGCAAUUUUUUGGAAGGGACCAACACCCAUCCGUUUAUUUCUCGCAUAUUCUUUGUCAAUAGCAGAACGCACUCCAACGACGUUUACGUCAUGAUCUAAAAUUACAUUGCAUUUUAUCAACCGCUUUAUCGUAGUCACCACCACAAGAUUUUUUUGUUUUCUCUGUAAUCAAUGUACUAGGCUAUGAACACAAAUCGUAAUUGAAUAGGGAAAUUUUUACAGAAAUCUUAUUUAUGUAUUUCAUUUUACGAUUCAGUGGAUCAUGAGUCAUGACUGAACAUAUAGCAUGGAUCUCAGAAUGCAGCUAACAGUUAUUCUUUAUUACAUGCAGAUAUCUCUAGGAACCUUUAAACAAAGCAUGAAUAUUAAAAAAAAUCGAUAGAGGCCUCUUCUAAAGCCUAAAAAAGUGUGCUAUAUCCUCAGUCACACAUACUCACAAAUGGUUGUUAUUGGUUAUUUAAAAUCAAAUGUUGCAUUCAGGUUAUUUUUAGUUUGUUAAGGUAAUUUAUGACAUUGCUGCAAUCGAAUGUAGUUCAAAGAAAGUAUUUGGAGCGAAACGCACAGUUGUAAACUAGCUCUUAUUACGAAUGUCUUCUAAUUUAGUGAUUCCCUGUUGGCCCCUGUGAGCGGCCCGUGCGCCAGUACAAGAACGGAACGGGCCCUCAGUGCCCGAUCCGAAUCAACCGAGGCCGAGGUGCGAUGCAAUAUUUGCAUUCCAGUUUUGUGUUUAAGUUAGCAGCCAAGGGUAGUAGUUGUUAAAUAUUUAUUUAAAUCCACAUUGCCAAAUACUUUGGUUGUUGUGCUAUUUAUUUAACAAAAAAUUCUAAAAUAUCAAUUUAGUACCUUCCAUUAAUAAGUGUCUUCACGUGAUUUUACAAUGUUUAAAUCAUUUCAAUUUUAUGCAUUUUAUUUUGUUUAGUCAAAUCAUAUACAUGAUAUUAUAAUAUGUUGUAUUAUAUCUAUUGUUCAUUCAUAUUUAUAAUAAAUAUUUUUUUGUCAUCGAACUGUAGUCAAAUGACAGUAUUUUUGUAAUGAAAAUUGUAUAGGGAUGAGGGUUUUUGCCUAGUCGCAGUGUCCUAGCAUGGGAACCAUAGCGGCUGCCGCGCAAUAAGCUGGCGCUCCCGCGGCGCAGGCCAUAACAACAGUUGCGUGGCGGCUCGCGUUCCAGUGUAGGCGCGCGUCCAGUGUGUAUUACGUAUAUCUGAUAAGCAUUAUGUAGGUUUAGCGAAAUAGACUAACUCGGAGAUAAACUCCAAGUACCAAAACUUAUUGGUUCAAGUUGUUCUCGUAAUAUGGUGAUAUAGUGCGUCACACGCGACGCAACGCUCAAUAUUUUUAGUAACCCUUAAGAAAAUUAAUACCUCUUUUAAAAAGAAUUAUAAUAUAUAUGAUAUAGUAUAUCCAAUCGAAAAUCACAUAUUAUGUAUUUCCCUGUUUAUUUUGAUGUGAUAUCAUAAAUGACUGAUCUGAAUUUAGUUUUUAAGUUGGUUAUUAAUAUGCAGUGCUAUUUCGAGAGUGUAUAAUUAAGAUUUAAUAUUGAAGUGCCAAUGCUCGUAAUUUAAUCUUUAUGACUGUUCCUUUAUUGUAGCUGUACGUAAGAGCUCGACUCGGUAGAUCCGGAGGCGUGCUCUUGCCCUACUUACUCCUCAUCGACUUCAGUAUAAGCAAUCCUGUUUAACACUUAGUUUUCCAUUGUUACUUUAAUUUAUUCACGUAACGUGCACAAUCUCAGUAAUGCUUGCAAUAUUAUAUGUGUAACAGUUUUAUUCCUCUCUUUAAUUUAAUUCAGCGUAAUGUUAAGAGUACAAUAUGAGAUGAUGUUAUAUCAUUCUAGUAUCAAAAUUAGCCGAAGAUGUUAAUAUUAUUAGUUAGGUAAAAUUUUAACAUAGCUUCGUAUAAUUGGGAUGUUUUAGUAUUUAGUAGUGUAUAAUUACAAUAUAGUGGCAAGCAACUCUGUCUCAUGAGUAAAAUGAAUAAUGUUAGUGGCAAUAAUACUCGAUGUAAGUCCCCUGCCAAGAGACUAAUACAGGGUCGCAAGUGCGGCCGCCUGCGCCAGCCCACCGAAGGCGCCCGCCGCCCGCCGCAUACACAAAAUGUUCUAUAGACAUUAGGCGAUUAUUUGUUGUAAUUAUAAUAAUAGACGUAGGUAUUUUAUCGUACUUAAAUAAUUAUUCUUGCGAUGCCUUAAUUCUGGUUGUCAAUUAGACAUGUCUCUGCCUAGAGUGUUAUCAUUGUUUUUAUUUAUUUUAGUUUUUGCUGUUCCGGCUAUCUCCGUGAACUUCCAGUCCAGGCUGUCCUUUUGAAAUAAUUUUGAGGUCGAUUUAUUUUUACCUAAGUGUUCUUAUUAAAUGUUACCAAAAUGUUUUUAAUAAAAUAUUU